This is a messenger RNA of Synchytrium microbalum, 711 nucleotides long. RefSeq lists its product as uncharacterized. The transcript has 4 exons. Bases 1 to 711 code for a protein of 236 amino acids. Gene Ontology annotation, cellular component: cytoplasm; mitochondrion. The record is from RefSeq and is a predicted model, not a curated record. NCBI's taxonomy places the organism in Eukaryota, Fungi, Chytridiomycota, Chytridiomycetes, Synchytriales, Synchytriaceae.
AUGUCGCUGCUGUCUAAAGUGGUGACUGCUUUUGAGAAGGUAGCACCACUAAGCCUUGCGGAAACAUCUUGGGACAAUGUUGGCACGAUUUUAGAGGCUCCAAUUCCUCGCGUAGCGAAUUCUAUAUUUCUGACAAUUGAUUUCACAAGCUCUGUCGUGGAAGAAGCUCUUGCCAACUCUGCAACGGGAGUCAUUGUCUCUUAUCAUCCACCAAUAUUUCGAUCAGGUAUUUUAUUGGUGUCGCAUUGUGAUGUCUUGGCUGUUAAAUUCACGAAAUCUGUCAAAAAGCUCACUCUGAAUGAUCCAAAGCUGGCAUUGGUACUGAAAUGCGCUGCUCUAGGAGUAUCUAUAUAUAGUCCACAUACAGCUCUGGACAAUGUGCCCAACGGAAUAAACGAUUGGCUUGCAAGAGGAUGUGGACGAGGAAGUGUGAAGGUCAUUACACCUUCUAAAUUGCCACCUCCUGGAUUUGAAGAUGCCGGAAGUGGGAGGAUCGUAACGCUAGAUGAGCCAGUGCCAUUGUCGACCUUGGUAGCUAGAGUGAAGGCGUUUUUGAAACUGAGGCAUUUAAGACUUGCUAAUGCUCAUCAUGGAGACGACUUGGUAUCGAGUAUCGCUAUAUGUGCAGGUGCUGGACAUUCAGUAUUGAGUGGAGUUAAGGCUGAUGUGUUCCUAUCAGGCAUGAUUUUGCAGUACUUUUUUUCUCCCUAA